Messenger RNA from Syzygium oleosum, 1188 nucleotides. RefSeq names its product probable glucan 1,3-beta-glucosidase A. Lineage: Eukaryota; Viridiplantae; Streptophyta; Magnoliopsida; Myrtales; Myrtaceae. Gene Ontology annotation, molecular function: actin filament binding; hydrolase activity, hydrolyzing O-glycosyl compounds. The transcript has 7 exons. Gene Ontology annotation, cellular component: cytoplasm; actin cytoskeleton. Gene Ontology annotation, biological process: actin filament bundle assembly; establishment or maintenance of cell polarity; cell migration. The record is from RefSeq and is a predicted model, not a curated record. Bases 1 to 1188 code for a protein of 395 amino acids.
AUGAAGCGUUCUCGGUUCGAUGGGCUCAAUGGACAGCUCUUGGAUGGGACUCAAGUGCAGUUCAAGUCGACGAAGCUGGGGAAAUUCCUGUGCGCUGACGGAGCCACCAUCGUUGCCAACCGUGACAGGGCCGCCGGCUGGGAAACUUUCAGGCUGUGGAGGAUUUCCGACACAAAAUUCAACAUCAGAGCUUUCAACAAGCAUUUCGUUGGAUUGAAUGGCCAAAGCAGAAUGGUUGUAGUGGUUUCUGGUACACCGAGUCCCUCAGAGACUUUUGACAUUAUAAGGAACCCGAACAAUCCCAAUCGAGUGCGACUCCGAGCAUCUAAUGAAUUGUUUCUCCAGGUAAAGUCACUGACAAAUGUGACGGCAGAUAAUAGUGGAGAAACGAGGUGGAAUGAUAAUGACCCGUCUGUCUUCGAAAUGAACACUGUUGGCGGCUUACAAGGCGAAUACCAGAUAACAAAUGGCUAUGGCCCCGACACUGCCCCACAACUCUUACGGGAUCAUUGGAAAACUUACAUUACCGAGCAGGACUUCCAAUUUAUGGCGGCCAAAAAUCUAACUGCUGUGAGAAUUCCGGUAGGAUGGUGGAUCGCAUAUGAUCCAACACCGCCGAAGCCUUUUGUGGGAGGCUCGCUGUAUAAACUGGACAAUGCUUUUACAUGGGCAGCGAAUAAUAAUAUGAAAAUAAUAGUUGAUCUCCAUGCUGCUCCGGGAUCUCAAAACGGCGAAUCUGAUAGCGCGUCGAGAGAUGGAUUUCUGGAAUGGGGGGACUCUUACAUUCAGGACACCGUGAAAGUUAUAGAAUUCCUAGCAGAAAGAUACGGCAACAAUUCAGCAUUGGUCGCAAUUGAGCUGAUGAACGAGCCUCAAGCCCCAGAUGUCAAGUUGGACGAUCUUGUUAAUUACUACCGGUUAGGUUACGAUGCCGUGAGGAGGCACACUCAGGAUGCUUAUGUGAUCCUGUCUAACCGGUUGGGACCAGCCGACCCGCAAGAGCUCAUUCAGUUUACGAGAGGCCUGAGCCGAGUUGUCAUCGAUGUGCAUUACUACAACCUCUAUGAUCCAAAGUUUAAGCAGUGGAAUCUGCAGCAGAACAUUGGCUACAUCUAUGUCGACAGAGAGAUCGAUCUGAGCAAAGUAACCCAACCAAAUGGCCCCUUGAUCUUUGUUGGUGAGUCCUAA